Penicillium brasilianum is the source of this 1242-nucleotide messenger RNA. NCBI's taxonomy places the organism in Eukaryota, Fungi, Ascomycota, Eurotiomycetes, Eurotiales, Aspergillaceae. The record is from the annotation of a GenBank genome assembly.
CCCGCCUCAAAUUGCAAACUUCCCAGUCGCUGUUCUCUCCAAUUUACCACCUUUUUGCGCGUUCGGGUGUACAAGCGUCCAAGCGAUUGACCGUCUUUCUUUUUUGGAAUUCCUCGAGCUCGCUGCGUCAUCGCCUCUCGCCUCCUUUUCGUCCUCCAAUCCCAACUUCAACGCGCCAAGAUGGGUGGCUCGGUAUCCAAGAUGAUGGGGAAGAUCUUCGGCACGAAGGAGAUGCGUAUCCUUAUGCUGGGUCUAGAUGCUGCAGGAAAGACCACUAUCCUUUACAAAUUGAAACUCAGCAACCAGGAUGUCACCACGAUCCCCACCGUCGGAUUCAACGUCGAGAGUGUAACCUAUAAGAACGUGAAGUUCAACGUGUGGGAUGUCGGUGGUCAGGACAAGAUUCGCCCCCUCUGGAGACACUACUACUCCGGUACACAAGGUCUGAUCUUCGUUGUGGAUUCGAGUGAUAUCGACCGCCUCCAGGAGGCCCAGUCGGAGCUGCACAAGAUUAUCAACGACCGCGAAAUGAAGGACGCGUUGCUCCUAGUAUUUGCCAACAAGCAGGAUGUCCCUGACCACUUGAGCCCGGAGGGCAUCACCCAAGCACUCCAAUUGACUAAGCUGAAGGACAGGCUAUGGUAUGUUGCGCCCAGUGUCGCGACGGAUGGUACCGGUAUUUUCGAGGGCCUGGCAUGGCUCUCGAACAACGUCAAGACCCAGCCUGCGAAAUAAAACAUUGUCCCGCUGUGAUCUCGAGAGGCGCCCAGCCAGCCUCGUGUACAACACCUCGCACCCGACAAGUAUUUUCUCUUUUUGAUUCAUGUCCGUGUUUGAUGACAAGACGACGCAGCAUUUGGGCUUUGUUUUAUUUUGUUUUUGGUUCUACUUCUCCAUUGUUUUCAUUUGUCUCCUUGGUUUCCUUUUCAUUUGUGUGCGGCCUCAUCUUUUUUUCAUCAUCAUCCUCCCUCCCCCGUGGUUCUUAUCUUCUCUUCUAUGAUAUCCCCUCCGUUCUUACCCGGACUCGUUCCGAGUCCCAAUUUAAUUAUUUAAUUUUUGCUUGUUGGUUCAUAUCAUCCCAGCGCUGGCAUUGUUCGAUUCCCUGAUUGUUAUUCUGUGGAUUUCCGAUGUUUAUAGAGUGGAUUCGAUUUCAUUCGAGAUACAAAGAGACAGCAAAGCGGGCCUAUAGGCUGGAAUAGAGAAUCAAUUUAAGAACAAAUGACAUACCUGUGAUUAUUAAAG